Molecule: messenger RNA, 5310 nt
Organism: Adineta ricciae
Lineage: Eukaryota; Metazoa; Rotifera; Eurotatoria; Adinetida; Adinetidae
Source: the annotation of a GenBank genome assembly
AUGUCACUGAAAAUCAAGUUUCGCAUGUAUCAGACAUUGUGCAAAUCUUCUCUAAGUGAACUGAAUUUAUUCCAAAGUGGUAUUGAAGAUGAAUCUGUUAUACAAAAUGAACGCCGAUCGACACAUCUGUAUUUGAUUCUUUUAGUCGUGUCAUUUGUUAUAAUAGCAUUCUAUUAUUCUCUUGAAUCUCGUGAAAAUACGAUUAUAAUCAAAUCUCCUUCAUUUGUCAAAUAUUCAAGUCUGCGUAAAGACGUAUCGUUGCAUUGUCCUUGUACAACAGUAGCGGUGAAGUACAAACAAUUUGUUGCCAUUGAGCCUGUCUAUCAUGAAUUAUGUCAAAGUGACUUUAUUUCGGAGAGAUUUUUCCAACAAUUAUUCAGUUUGUACAAGAAAACUUGGAACAAUUCAAUUCAAACUGAUUUUCAUCGAAUAGCUGUAUUUCAAUUUAAAACACUUAGAACAUUUUGUCAAUUAACACAAGAAACAAUCACACGUACUGUUGAAACAUUUCUCCAGACAGAAAUGAUUCAAUCUCAACUGCCUACACAAGACGUUUUUCAACUUCAUAUUGAUUUGUUAUUAGCCGAUUUCCUUGAAAUGACUCCAAAAACAUUUUUAAGAACGUUAACAUUUACUCAAGAUAUAAUUGCACAAAAUUUAUUUCUGACUGGCGCCUCAAUAACAAGUGUUUUACCUUUUAGUAGGCGCCGUCCAGAUAUUACCGACCCGGGCAGUGUUCCAUUUCAUGGGAUAAAAUAUACAUUCUCAGAUAACUCUUCAUGUCAAUGUACAAGUUCAACUGUUCAGAGUUGUAUGGGCUUCGCAACAUUUCAGAAUAAUUCUGUUCAUGGUUUUCAAACAGGUUGUUAUAUGGUGAGUGCACUUCUCAAAUCAACACUCGAAAUACUUUACGAUCAAACUAUGAUUGACAAUCUCACGAAUUCAUCGAACAGUUUUUCAAAACUGAAUUCGUCAAUUUCAGAUUCGACAAUUGAAACAUUACUGAGUCACAUGUUUGUCAUUCAUUGGUCUAACAAAACAUCCUUUAAGCAAUAUUUCAAUAAUUGUGCACCAGCUUCAUGUCAAUAUACAAUUGUUCAAGGAAAUAGUUUCUUAUUAAUUGUAACACUCCUAAUUGGUCUCUAUGGUGGUUUAUCAUCCAUUUUAACUAAUAUUUGUCCUGUCAUCAUUGAAACAAUAUUACCAUUGAUUCAAAAAUUUCGUCUCAGUCGACGGCGAACAAUUACCACACAAGAUACAAAUAAUAGACUUAAUCGAGAAUUUUACACCAUCAACGAACGUAUGAAAGAACUUUUUCGAUUAUUGAAACAAAAAUUGAUCGAAUUGAAUCUAUUCAAAAGUAUUCCUUCAACAAACGAUGCAAAUAUUCUUCACCAACAAUACACUACGACACGACUUUAUCUAAUCUUGAUGCUUUCUGCUGUUAUUAUUCUCACUGCCUUUACAUCACUUAGACGGCAAACAAUUCAUGUUACUGUUCGUUCACCUUCUCUAGAAGAUUUUCUUCGUCUGGAUGAUCAAUAUCCAUUGACACUCAACUGUCCUUGUAAUCAAAUAUCAAUAGAAAAUCGAUUGAUUUCAUAUAUUGUACCUGAAUAUCAUGAAGUUUGUUUGAGUCACUUUGUCACGUCUUCUUGGAUUGACCUUCAGUUUACUCAAUCCUCACCGAAACCCUUAUAUACCCAUGAUAUUCGUUAUUAUUCUCAAUCUUUUUUCCAACUUUUGUCCACAUUAUGCCGCGCAGCAAAUCAAACAGUUUAUGAUUCUCUUCAAUCAUUCUAUCAAACUAAAUUUAUUACAAAUCAAGUACUUAGUUCUCAAGCAUUUCAAACGCAUAUCGAUGUACUCGUAAACCAGUUCAAAGUUACCGUAUCUGAGUUGUUUGAACGUUCAUUGACUUUAUUAGAAACGAAUCUCGAAAUCAAUCAAUUCGCAUCAUCAAUAAACACAGCUAUCGCAAAAGAAGACCCACGUGUUACCCCCACAUACAUUCCUCAGUUGGAGUUAUAUUCCUAUUUUUGGCAUGAGCGACCCAAAUGUAAUAUAAAUGAUUUUUCCACAAUUAUACACUGCAUUUGUACACCGAUGGUAUUUGAUAAUUGUCAUCUAAAAGUCGUGAUUAAUGAAAGCGGAGCAACACACGUUAUUCCCGGCAUGUCGCAAGGAUGGUUUCCUUUGAAAUCAGUUCUUAUGUCAACAUUGGAAUGUUUUUAUAAUCAAACAUGUCUUCGGCAGAUCACACAAUUGAUUAAUUCAACAUUCUCUCCAACGAAUUUUUCAACUUUGAAAUCAUCAUCAUCAUCUUUUUUAUCGAAUAACGUUGAAUAUCAACAAGUUGGUUCAUUAGCUAAUAAUCUGUUUAUUCAAUCAUGGAAGAAUGAUAGUUCAUUUCAAUCCUAUUUUAAUCAAUGUCAACCAAUAGAAUGCUCAUAUACUUAUACAAGUCGACCAAGUCUCAUUUCUAUAAUAACAACAAUAGUUGGUUUGAUUGGUGGUUUCAAUACUGCGUUACGUCUACUUCUCCCGUUUCUCGUUCAAUUAUUGAUUAAAGUUCGGAAGUAUUUUCAGCGACGACAAAGUGUUGUCAUUACGAUGCAAGAGACUCAUUGUUCAACAACAGGUACGAAAUUUCACAAUCUGGUUGUAUUUGGUAAACAAACGAUAGAAGAACUCAAUCUUUUCCCAACAAUUCCACCAUCAAAUGACUCAAAAGUAAUUCGCAGAGGUCGUAGAAUAACUCGAGUAUAUUUGAUUUUACUAUUAACAGUUUUGUUUAUUCUGAUACUUUAUACAUUAUCAAGACAAGAAUCAGUUACAAAAAUUGUUAAAGAUCCAUCACCAUUAAAAUACAGAGAGUUAUUCUCUAAGUACCCUUUCAAACUGCAAUGUCCUUGCAGUCGCAUGGCAAUUAAACACAAUCAAUUUAUUUCCCGAAUUGAACCCGAAUAUCAUCCAAUUUGUCAGAGUUUAUUUGUUUCUCCACAAUGGUUAGAUAAGGUGAUAAGCUCUAGUUUUGAUAAGAUGAUGCACGUGCCUCAUGGUGAUGAUUACAGAGCAUUAAUUCACGCACAAUUGCAGACUGUCGCAAAACUUUGUGCACUUUCUAAAAGUAUGUUGAACAUAUCAUUGUCACGAUUUGCACAGACAGAUUUUAUCACAGCUCUUGUUAUCUCCAACGAUGAAUUUAAUUUUCAGACAGAACUAUUGAUUGAACAGUUCAAACAAACAACAUUCAAUCAGUUUAUGGAAAUACUCAAGUUGAUUCAAGUGACGAAUCAUGGAAAUCAAUUAGCGGCAGUGUUGAAAUCAAAUUGGAAUUUUCUUUUCGAGAGAUCUUCUGAUUACGAUGAAACUCCUAGUCUACGAAAAGAUAUGUUAGCUGUUCCACAACAAUACGGGACAGAGAAUUGUUCAUGUGAUGUACAAUCGAACUGUUCUAAGUUUCCCGGAUUUUACUUUAAUACACAGGAUAAAGCAUUUGGCGAAACAAUACAAGGAUUUCUCGCUGGAUGUUUACCGUUGAAUGCUCUUCUUCAAUCAACUUUGGAUUGUUUCUUUAAUGAUCUAUGUGUAUCUAUGAUGCAAACAUUUAUUUUCUAUCAUAAACCUUUACCAUUCAAAGUUCUCAAGUAUUCAUCAUUGGCAAUACCAAAUACAACAGUCGAAACCAUUCUAAGUCGAUUAUUUGUGUCCAAUUGGUUACAAAAUACAUCUUUCGAUCUUUACUUUCGUCAAUGCGCUCCUCGAUUGUGUCAAUAUUCCUAUCCAAUGGAAUAUAAUACAGUUUAUGCUAUGACUACACUGAUUGCACUCUUUGGUGGUCUAAUCACUGGUCUGCGUUUCUUUGUACGAUAUGUAGCACUGAUAGUCUACAAAAUCGUUGAUAGACGUAAGAAAACAAGUCGAAUGGCGCCAAAUUUACAUGAGCCGAAUGUGACAGUGAUCAAUGAAGAUAAUAAUAUUGCGAAUAUUACUCCAGUUCCGACAACAGCAGAAGUCCAAUUAUUGUUUACAGUAAAUGGCGGAGAAGAGAACAGAUCAAAACACAAAGAUCGAGUAAUCAUAAUUUGUAUUUGUCUUCUGUCCGUAACAACCAUAGUUAUCACUUGCAUCGUUUUAUUUCUACAUCGAAAAGAACAACAAGAUUCCAUAAUAUUAACAACAAAAACAACUCAAUCAAUGACGGAUAGUACAAUAACACCAUCGAUGUCAAAACCAACAAAUUCUUUUUGUCAUAUGACUUUAAAAUAUCAAUCUCAAACAUAUCAAACUGAUCUUCAUCCAAUGUCAAUUGCUACUGGUGAUUUUAAUCGAGAUUCAAUUAUCGAUUUAGCUAUAACUAAUUUUGAGUCUCAUACUGUAAGUGUGUUGUUAGGAAAUAGAAAUGGAACAUUUCAGAUUCAACAAAUUUUAUCCACUGGAAAUGGUUCUGGUCCACAAAAAGUAGUAACGACGGAUUUUGACAACGAUUCAUUUUUAGAUCUGGCUGUAACAUUAUCAAUAGAAAAGAGAAUUGUGAUUUACUUUGGUACCUCCGAAACAAAUUUAUUUCACUCGCCUCCAUACAAUUUUUCUUACUAUGCUUAUCGAUAUCCACCGGAUUUAAUUGAAGUCAGUGAUCUAAAUCUUGAUGGAUUUGUUGAUCUGAUUGUUACUCAAAAUGCAAAUAUGACGAAUAUUCCGAAAAAACUUAUUUGUUUUCUAAACGAUGGCAGCGGAUGUCAGUUUAAGAUUGCGAACUAUUUUCAAUACUAUUUUGAAGACACGGAAAAUAUUAUUGACAUUGUUAUUGGUGACUUUAAUAAAGAUGGAAUCGGUAAUUCAGAUCCGUAUACGGGACUUACUCGCACUGGGAUGACAAAUGAAUAUCCAUCGAAAAUGAUCAAAGGAAGAUUCAAUGAUGACCAAUCGGAUGAUGUGGCAAUAAUUUCUUUUCGCUCGAAUACCUUACAAAUUGAAUUUGGUUUCGGUCAAGGAAAAUUUUUUACACAAAUCUAUUUGACAGACAUUUAUCCAACAUCUAUGGCUGUGAUUAAUUUUAAUAAGGAUGGUAUUGAUGAUUUGGCUAUUUUACAUUGUAAUGGAACGGUGAGUGUAUUUCUCGCGUUGAAAAUCGGAAUUUUGGAUCGACAUUAUUUAUCUUUCUCAAACUAUACAACAACCAAUGGUAAAUGUGCUCAAUCUUUGAAAGUUAUUGAUUUAAAUCAAGAUGGUAGAGAUGAUGUCGUUUUCGUUGAUCCAGAAAUGAACGUUAUUCGACUUUUAUUAGGUUCACCAUGUGAUGAAUAA